AUGACCGAUGUCACCAAACCAUUAAUGACGGCCGUGUUGCUUGGACUAUAUGAGCUGGUCACGGCCAAUUCAUCGAACCCCAGCAGCCACACCACCCAUUCUGGAGGUGUCGCUGCCAUUCUAUGUGCUGAGGGCUCGCCUUUUGAUUUGUCCAUCAGAGGCAAUCUUUUUCAGUUGGCGCAUGCACUCCGGAGCGGCAGGCAUUUUGAAGUGGUGCCGAACUCUCCAGCUCCAGCUCCCACUCCCUCAUUCAAUCCCACCGAUAUCUCUGCUGUCGCUUUCCACCAGGUCCUGCGCAGAGCUGAAGAUUGUUUGUCCAGGUCUGUCGCGCUGGCCGAGGACCUUCGUGACGUUCUUCAUCAGGCAGUCUUGCUGGAUAAACGACUCGCCCUAUGGCCGACCCGGCAGUCUGACGAGUGGAGACCAAGAACCAUCCAAGCCGGAAGUCAGCAUCCUCCUGAAGGGCUCAACUUUUGGCCGCCUAGGGUGGACACGUAUUACGACUUAUACGUGGCGGCGGCCUGGAACGCACAUCGCAAGAAUCGAUUGAUGCUAUUAGACAAGAUCCUCCGACUUUCAGAACGGCUUCAACUAAAGGAUGGGGUCCGCAAGCUGCAGGCUGAAGCGGCAGAUCUUGUCGCGGCCAUCAUGGCGUCCAUUCCUUACCACGUCACACAUGACUUGGACAUGCAGCAGCAUCUUUCAAGUAGCAGUCCAGGAGAGGUGUCUCCGGGCAAGUCGAUCGGAGGUUUGCUGCUGAUGCACCCACUCUACAUAUCGUCAAAUCUAUCCAUCGUUCCACUCCAUCUCCGAUGUCAGAUGAGGGAGUGCCUGGCGUGGAUUGGCCAAAACAUGGGCAUCGGACAGGCCACAGUGUUCUCCAACACCCUGACUGUCUUUCCGGAUGAGUCUGUAAUCCAUGGCUAUGUGCUUCUCUGGGCAAGCAUGGCUUUUGGCCCGGAGGGACAUAUUGGAGCCUGA
Capronia epimyces CBS 606.96 is the source of this 981-nucleotide messenger RNA. RefSeq lists its product as uncharacterized. The transcript has 5 exons. The record is from RefSeq and is a predicted model, not a curated record. The coding region runs from base 1 to 981 and encodes 326 amino acids. Lineage: Eukaryota; Fungi; Ascomycota; Eurotiomycetes; Chaetothyriales; Herpotrichiellaceae.